CCAAGCUUGCUUUACAAGAGAUAUGACCCAUACCAGAUUUUGACUUUGAACGGGUUUUCGGGCAGUGAACAGGGGUCCUACUGACGUAUUGCCGGAUAUGAGGUACAUAUUCCUUUGCGGGCUUCAUGUUUUCCUGCAGAGCUCCUCUGGACCGACGAGACAUACUCUCCAAAAAAUCGCCACGGAAAAGCCCGACAGGGGGGGCAGGGAAAACCGCUCAGGCUCUCUCUUUUCUAUGGUUGCUGUUUCCCAGCGAGAAGAUAUUCCCAGCAGAACAAUCAGUGUGCGCGCCGCCCACGAACCCGCCUGCCGUAUUCAGACCACAAACCUCACCUCCCACCACGUACGUACUCGUUAUAUUCCUUACCCAAAGGCUAGGGAUCCUCGUGUCGCGCGCGUGUGCGUAUGCAACACACACAUGUUACAAAUGCUAGGAAGCCCCGUCCUUUACCCGUCAGUCCCGUUCCCCCCAAAUCAUAUAAUCCAUUCCCGUUGCAGAAACUACGGAAAGGGCCAUUCCAUUGGGGCGCGGGGAGGAGAGCGGGAAGCCAUUGCAGGGGGGGAAGAGAGGAGGAGGGGGGCCUGAAUAACAGGCCGCAUGCCUAAAGUACCUACUCUACUCCGUAACCGCGAGUGGCCUGAUUCGGCAGGACGUACUCUGUAUUUACGUGCAAAAUGAAUGCAUGAGAUCUUGGCCUGGGUUGGGUUUUCCCUCGGCAAUAAUUUGACACCAACCACCAACCACCACCAAAACCCUCGCCCUUGAUCUAUGGAUAAGAAAUGUUAGUUGGAUUGUAUCCGACGGGUGACGAGGCAACGCCCGGCGGAGCAAUUUUAGGUUCGGUGGCGUGCGUUCUAUAUACAUUAUCGGCAUGUCGUCGAAAUUGCAUUUUUGAGUGCCCGAGUAUGGAAGCAGGUACACGAGUUGAGUCGAGGAAAGAGAGGUAAUUUUUUUUUUUGGCAAUGACACCACGCCCGCUUCGUCCCAACUUGACUGUUUGGAGCAGCUCAAUGGGGAACGGGGCGGGGGGUGGUAUGCAGCAUUAUGAGCCGGAAACCCAUGGGGGUG
Molecule: messenger RNA, 1069 nt
Organism: Microdochium trichocladiopsis
Lineage: Eukaryota; Fungi; Ascomycota; Sordariomycetes; Xylariales; Microdochiaceae
Exons: 1
Coding region: 98-586 (162 amino acids)
Source: RefSeq, a predicted model, not a curated record